AUGAUUGAUGAUUCGUGGUUUAUUCUAAAUAAUUGCUCAUUAAUUUCAAAACAAUUCUUUAAUGUGAUCAAGGAACGUUCAAAACUCGAUAUUGAAUUUACAAAAGAAUUAACAGAGAAACGAGUUGAAUUAUUCAUGAAAAGUCAAUUUGUGAAUAGUAUUGUUAAUGUUAGAUUUUCUAACUAUUUUCUUGAACAAGUCAAGUUCAUCAGUGAAAUGAAACAAUUGACAUCACUUGAUAUUUCUUACCAUAAUAUUGGUGAUGAAGGAGCCAAAUACAUAAGUGAAAUGAACCAAUUGACAUCACUUAAUAUUGCUACCAAUCGAAUUAGUGAUGAAGGAGCUAAAUUCAUCAGUGAAAUGAAACAAUUGAUAAUACUUGAUAUUUAUGAAAAUGAAACUGGUGUAGAAGGAGCCAAAUACAUAAGUGAAAUGAAACAAUUGACAUCACUUAAUAUUUAUGAAAAUGAAAUUGGGGAUGAAGGAGCUAAAUACAUCAGUAAAAUGAAACAAUUAAUAUCACUUAAUAUUGCUAACAAUCGAAUUGGUGUAGAAGGAGCCAAAUUCAUCAGUGAAAUGAACCAAUUGACAUCACUUUAUAUUUAUGGCAAUGAAAUUGGUGAUGAAGGAGCCAAACUCAUCAAUGAAAUGAAACAAUUAAUAUCACAAAUACUAUAA
This is a messenger RNA of Naegleria gruberi, 678 nucleotides long. RefSeq lists its product as uncharacterized. Gene Ontology annotation, molecular function: small GTPase binding; GTPase activator activity. The record is from RefSeq and is a predicted model, not a curated record. NCBI's taxonomy places the organism in Eukaryota, Heterolobosea, Eutetramitea, Acrasida, Naegleriidae. Gene Ontology annotation, cellular component: nucleus; cytosol; perinuclear region of cytoplasm. The transcript has a single exon. Gene Ontology annotation, biological process: activation of GTPase activity; nucleocytoplasmic transport. The coding region runs from base 1 to 678 and encodes 225 amino acids.